Messenger RNA from Anopheles arabiensis, 1315 nucleotides. RefSeq lists its product as uncharacterized. The transcript has 2 exons. The record is from RefSeq and is a predicted model, not a curated record. Lineage: Eukaryota; Metazoa; Arthropoda; Insecta; Diptera; Culicidae. The coding region runs from base 29 to 616 and encodes 195 amino acids.
UGCCAUUUGUAUCCAUUCUCUUACUGCCAUGCUACAGAUGCGGAUCAUCUCUGUUCCACUACUUUCAGCGGCGGUUCUGCUGCAACCGCUGCUGGCAGCUCCGAUAUUUUGGUUUCUGCCGUGGAGUUUCCCUGCACUGUCUCCAACCACCACUACCUUGGCGACCACUUCCGGGACGGCGGCAUCGAGUGGCGCUUCCAAUUCUUCGAACGUGUCGGUCGCAAUCGGAAACCGCGUCAACACGUCGACCGGUCUCGAUGACUACGGCACGAACAUAACGAACGUGCAGAUAAACGUCAACCGUAUGCGAAGAGCUGUCACCGACGCGGAUUUGGCCAAGCUUGAACGAAAACUGCGUCAAACGGCUGAUGAAGGGUCGACCAAUGGAACGGUCAUAACCAUUGGCGAGCAUACGAUUCGGCUGCCGCACAACAUAUCCAACCUCACCGUCAAUACGUACCUCAUCAACGGAAUUCCUGAGAAUUAUAUGAUGCUGGCGGACACUGGUAGCGCGACCAUAAAUGCCAACGAAACGUACACUCCGCUGCUAUCCGCUAUUAGACUUUUUAAGAACUUUUUCUCUUCCCUCUUCAGUAAACAAGGCUCACAAACUUAGCGUUCGGUGACGUUCGCUGUGAAAGUCACCAUGAAACUAAAAGUGUACUCCCUGAGUUUUGUUCGUAAAGUUUAAUGCAAUUCACACAGCGCACCUUUUAGCAACUAGUACUAACUGUUAGCAUACAUUAUAAUUCAAAGAAAACGAAAAAAAUGCGGUAGCGACACUUGCCACACCGCUGUGUUCCAACUUUAGUUCUGAUCUAUUUCCAAUUCUCGCAUACGGUCGUACGGCACACGCGCAAAGCUGAUACAAAACAAGCGCAACAGCAAUAAAGUAGAAGCACACUUAAAAGCCGGCUCACAGCAGAGUACAACGGUUUGGUGGAAAUGCAGUGUGGAGUGCGAUGUGUGCAAGAUGUUGUUUGCAAACAUCAACCCCAAAAGGGGAGGAGAAAUACAAACGUGUUGACGUACACAGCCGCGCGUCGUUGCAGAAACAGCGAAAGCAUUAGAAGAUCGCACGAUCAGAUGCGUUGCUAUUUUUAAGUGACACGUUGCUUCUUGCGAAAAUAAGGAAGCGAAAUUGCUUACUUGAACGAUCGCAAGGGUUUCGUACCAACAAAAAGAGAACGUGAAGUGGAUGUGGGUACAUGCCAGUCUAUACAAUACGUUAAACGAAAUCGACUCUGUUUUCUGACAGGAUUUUGCACUGCUCAACAAUUUUUACAUUGCAAGCCAUUAAAAAUGGAAAAACCAG